Molecule: messenger RNA, 6792 nt
Organism: Diabrotica virgifera virgifera (western corn rootworm)
Lineage: Eukaryota; Metazoa; Arthropoda; Insecta; Coleoptera; Chrysomelidae
Product: inactive hydroxysteroid dehydrogenase-like protein 1
Exons: 6
Coding region: 102-926 (274 amino acids)
Cellular component (GO): endoplasmic reticulum
Molecular function (GO): oxidoreductase activity
Source: RefSeq, a predicted model, not a curated record
AUAUCAUAUUUAUUUAUGCCUUCAUUUGACGAGUUCUUUUGGCGUGCAUUGUCUUGUAAUAUCUAUAUUUCAGUACGAUUCAUCCGCAGUUUCAGGAAAAUAUGUGUUACUCCUUUGGAUUAAUAGUGCUCAUAUUUGUUAUGCCAGACUCAAUAAGGAAUAUUGUACAAAUGUGUAGGGCUUUGUUAGCUGCGUCAUUUAUAUCAAAUGAAAAAACAUCACUUGCAAAAAAGUUUGGACCAUGGGCAUUGAUUACUGGUUGUACUGACGGCAUUGGUAAAGCUUAUGCAUUUGAGUUGGCAAAAAGGGGUAUUAAUAUCGUAUUGGUCAGCAGAAAUGAGGAAAAACUGAAGAAAACUGCUCAGGAUAUAGUCAAUAAUGUUGGAAAACUGUAUGACUAUCCUAUGUACCUGUCAGAAGUACCCGAAAAAGAUUUAUUUGAUAUGAUCAACAUCAAUGUGGUACCAGUCACUUUACUAUGUGGAGCCUUCAUUGGAGACAUGAAAAAAAGAGGCCGAGGUGCAAUAGUAAACGUCUCUUCAGGAUCGGAAAUGUUUCCAUUGCCCCUAAUGACUGUAUACUCAGCUACGAAGUCUUAUAUUAGAUGUUUUACAAUGGCUCUUAGAUACGAAUACAGAAACUCUGGAAUUACAAUUCAACAUUUGGCUCCAUUGUAUGUCAACACAAAAAUGAACGCAUACAGCAAUAAGCUACAGAAAAAUUCCUUCUUAAUUCCAGACGCUGAACAAUACGCCCGAUAUGCUAUUAUGACCUUAGGGAAACUUGACGAAACUUCUGGAUAUUGGACGCAUGGUAUUCAGACAUUUUUAAUAAAACUUUUUCCCACCUGGGUACAGAUGUAUCUUUCUGACCGCUUAAAUCGUAUUUUUAGGGAAGAUUACUUUCGUCAGCAAAAAGAAGGAUAAUACUGGACGCAACAAGACCUUAGACAUAAUUAUUGUUAAAUAGAAAUAGACCUUGGACAUAAUUAUUGUAAAGUGGAAAUAUUUUAACUGCAGAUUCCUGCGGGCUCAAAACAAUAUGGUUUAACCCAAAUCACUUACUACUAUGUAGACUACAGUGAUUAGCGCACAAAUAACAGUCGAAAUAACGCAUAAGAUGGAAAACAUAUUAAGUUGUAAGAUAAAAAGAAUUAAAACUUGUAGAGGUUGGAAAUUUAGCGAAUAAAACCUAUAAUUCAUUCUAUAAACCCAUAUUCUAUAUAUUAUAUUCUAUUUACUGUUUCCCACCUUUAGACAUUAUCAGAGGAGUGUGUAAUCUAAAACUGUCACUGUAACCAGUUGCCAAACUCGUCCAAUACGUUUAAGAGGAUCGGUACGUAUUUUCGGCUGCAAUGCUAUUCAAAUGGGGAUUCAUUUUUUUCGAAUCCUGAGAAAACUAAUAAGUAUUUUUGAAAAAUUUAAACGUAGAAUGAAAGAUCACGUUAUUAGCGAGGGCCGAAAGUCCCUGAGAACUUCUAUAAUGUUUAUUUUAAUAAGUUACAGGGGUGAAAAACUAAGAGAAAAUUUAGUGUGAUUUUUAAUUUCAAAUAUAUCAUUCAAAAUAAACUUUUUAUUUAUUCUAAGGGACUUUCGGCCCUCGGUAAUAAUUUAGUCUUUCAUUCUGCGUUUAAAUUUUUCAAAAAUUAUUAUUGGUUUUUUCAGGAUUUGAAAAAAAUAAACACAAUGCCGUGGUAAUAUUAUCCAAAUCUAUCUUUGUCUUACAACGCACUCAGCCGAAUAUAAUAUUGUCAGAAUAUAUUGUCAGUCAGACACUGACAAUCAGUGACAAUUUUAAAUAUUUGACAUUGCAUCGGGAAUAUGUUGUUAUUGACUAAAUAUUAUUGAAAUAUAGUGUAUUUGAUAAAUAAUUGAUUUAGGACGUGAAUUUAAUAAAAAGUUAUUUAUUGUGUAUUAUUUGUGGAAGAUACAAGCAGAGAAUACAUCAGGAUAAUAUAUUCUGUGAUCCAAGUAUUUUGUUGUUAAAGAUGUUCAAAAUUGUAAGCGUUCCAUAACAAUAUAUUAUUAAAAAAUCACUUUAACACUUUUCCUCUUUUCUCGAUUGAGUAUUAGUCUUUGUUGUACAAAUAAAUUAUUACAAUCACUGAAUACAUAGUUAGUGAAAAAAUUAUCACAUUUAUUAACUGAAAUAAUAAUUUCCAAUUAUAAAAAUAACAGUUAUCCAAGAACAUUCAAAACCCAUCUCUUUAAAUUAAUGAUGACAUUUUCAAGUAGAAUGACAUUCUAGUAAUGUUUACAUAUCCAUACCAGUGUGAAUUUUACUACACGUAAUUUGCCGUGUAAAGACAGAAAAAGUAGGGAUACACGUAAAAUAUUUGCGAAUUAUGUACCCAUAGCCUUAAAGGUGAAAACAAUAAAUACAUUGUAAACUUAUAGGUUUUUAUCGCUAAAUUCCCCAACUCUUUCUACUAGUUUCAUAAUAUCUUUUUCCACCUACCUCUAUCGAAAGUAUACAUUUCCUGACCUGAUUGUAAGGAGAAAAAUCGUACCAUUUCUCUCUAGGGAGACAAAUACUUUUACUCCCUAGGAAGUAAAAGUAAAAGUGACGUCAUGGUAUGUCAUUAAUAAAAUAACUUAUUGACACCCUAUACAAUAUUCUAUUUUCUAUUACGUAAAUAUCUAUACAUUUUAACCUUUAUUUAUAGAACACCCUCUAUUUUACAGAAUGGUAAAAAACAGCAAGUUGCUAUAUUGAUUUAAGAGGAUCGGUAUGUAUUUUCGGCUGCAAUGCUAUUUAAAUGGGGAUUCAUUUUUUUCGAAUCCUGAGAAAACUAAUAAGUAUUUUUUAAAAAUUUAAACGCAGAAUGAAAGAUAACGUUAUUAGCGAGGGCCGAAAGUCCCUGUGAACUUCUAUAAUGUUUAUUUUAAUAAGUUACAGGGGUGAAAAACUAAGAUAAAAUUUAGUGUGAUUUUAAAUUCAAAUAUAUCAUUCAAAAUAAACUUUUUAUGUAUUCUAAGGGACUUUCGGCCCUCGGUAAUAAUUUAGUCUUUCAUUCUGCGUUUAAAUUUUUCAAAAAUAUUUAUUGGUUUUUUUCAGGAUUCGAAAAAAAUAAACACAAUGCCGUGGUAAUAUUUUCCAAAUCUAUCUUUGUCUUACAACGCACUCAGCCGAAUAUAAUAUUGUCAGCAUAUAUUGUCAGUCAGACACUGACAAUCAGUGACAAUUUUAAAUAUUUGACAUUGCAUCGGGAAUAUGUUGAGUUAUUGAUUAAAUAUUAUUGAAAUAUAGUGUAUUUGAUAAAUAAUUGAUUUAAGACAUGAACGUAAUAAAAAGUUAUUUAUUGUGUAUUAUUUGUGGAAGAUCCAAGCAGAGAAUACAUCAGGAUAAUAUAUUCUGUGAUCCAAGUAUUUUGUUGUUAAAGAUGUUCAAAAUUGUAAGCGUUCCAUAACAAUAUAUUAUUAAAAAAUCACUUUAACACUUUUCUUCUUUUCUCGAUUGAGUAUUAGUCUUUGUUGUACAGAUAAAUUAUUACAAUCACUGAGUACAUAGUUAGUGAAAAAAUUAUCACUUUUAUUAACUGAAUUAAUAAUUUUCAAUUAUAAAAAUAACAGUUAUCCAAGAACAUUCAAAACCCAUCUCUUUAAAUUAAUGAUGACAUUUUCAAGUAGAAUGACAUUCUAGUAAUGUUUACAUAUCCAUACCAGUGUGAAUUUUACCACAUGAAAUUUGCCGUGUAAAGACAGAAAAAGUAGGGAUACACGUAAAAUAUUUGCGAAUUAUGUACCCAUAGCCUUAACAAUGUUUACAUUAAUAAUUUGACUUAUAUUUGACAGUUGACGGUUAUACUUGUUAGUUUUAGUUCUCUAAUAAAUUUUGUUAGUUACAUAAAUAAAUUAUUUAAAAAUGAAAAAAUGACUUGUUAUUUGAGGGAGGUGGAAACAUCAUAUGUAUAACAUGGGAGUAAAGCCUUUUACUCCCUUGAAUGAUUACUGCCCUACGCUACGCGUCGAUAAACUUCAUUCUCGGGAGGAAAAGUAGCACUUUGCUCCCUUGUUAUAAAAAUAGCUAUUUAUCUCACAACUUAAUAUGUUUUCCAUCUUUUGCGUUAUUUUUCCGGUUAUUAGCGCGCUCAUCAUUGUAUAUUAAAUAAACAUUUCUGGCUACUACCAGAGGCGCACUAUCGGGGAAAAUGAAUGGUCCCUUCCCAAAUUUUUCGCCACUAGCGGAAUUGCCGGUUUAGCGCAAUUAUUCGAUUCUCCAAUACCUUCUAUGUAAAUAACGUACUGUUACGACAGUUCCGUAAAUUGAUCCUACAUAAAAGUCCCUUGACGCAAAAUAAGAAGUAGUCACGUACAAGAAUGUUCUAGAUAUCAUGGAAUAACCCGCAGAAAUGACUGGUGACUUCAAGAACGUCAGAAAAUGUACCUAUAUAAACCAACAAACUGUCAAUACGGAUGGAAUGGCCCCGUCCCAUUCAAACAGUGCAGCAAGAUUGGGGCCAACAUACAAGUGAGAGAUCCUAGAGAGAGACAGAGCAUGCCAGGGAAAAUUUGUUACAACUACCUACCACCAGAGUUGCCAGAUGUGAUUUUAUAAAUCCCCCACUUAGAAACUGAAAUUCCCUCAAAUUGAAGCUGAAAUCCCUUCAAUUUAAAUUUUUGUCGCAUUUUAAUAAAUUAGUAGUCAAAUGUAGAGAACAGUAAACCAAAUUUAUACUACUUAUCAACAAAAGGCCCUGGAAAUAAUUCAUAGGUCCUAUCGUCUUCGAUUAUAUGAGAGUAUAAUAUACAGUUCUAUGUAUAUACGCAAAUUAAAUUUUUCUGCCUAGAAAAAUUCCUCUAGACGCUUUCAAAUUACUCCAAAAUUAUGGGAAAAUACCCCAAGCUGGCAACCCUGACUGCCAACCUUUCUUACCAUAUUACAUCAAGAUACAAGCCUGAAGUACCUUUUCAAGUGGACAUUUGCCCACGAGACGAAUGGGACAGAGGAAACUGACGACUCAGACUGCAGGGUUACACCUGGUAUACGGACGGGUCUAAAACUGUAGACGGUUGGGGCGCAGGAAUAUUCUGUAGUGGUGAAAAUUUCAACAUUUCUAUUCCACUGGGAGAAUAUACCUCCGUAUUUCAGGCAGAGACUUUUGCAAUCUUGCAACGUGCAAGAGAAAACAGCCUGAGGGCAUUCGAACUGCAGCGGGUUAACAUAUGCACAGAUAGCCAAGCAGCCAUUGGGGCUCUUAUAAACCCUAAGGUGAACUCUAGGCUGGUGUGGGAAUGUCGACAAGAACUUGACAGACUGGCACAACAUAACAGUGUUAUACUGGUAUGGGUUCCAGGUCAUCGGGGCAUAUACGGCAAUGAAAGAGCUGAUGCACUUGCCAAGAGAGCAUAAGCUACAAAAUACCUGGGUCCAGAACCGGCCGUGGGAGUGCCAAAAAGCACCGUCCGCGAACGAAAAAAAACCUGGAUCCGAAGCCAACACAACUCACACUGGGAGAGUGUACCCGGUCAAACACAUGGCAAGAUGUAAAGUGAUGAGCGCGCUGAUAACCGGAAAAAUAGGCGGUUAUCUUCUAUCCUUCCCUGACUAUGACUAUACUCUCUCAUCCUGGCCGCAUUAAAUUCACUUCUUGCCCAUUCCAUCCGUAUUGAAAGUUCGUUGAUAUAAACAUAAGGUGAAACAGUAGCGAUCAACAGGUAGCGAAAACGCGUUCCAAGAUUGCGGCUGUAAUUUUAAAUAUUUUUUCGAGAUAUUUGGCACACGUAUUCGUAAUAUAAUAAAGAAUGGCGGUACAGAGCCCAAUUUGAAAAAUAUAUUAAUAUGUGGAAAUUACUCUGUAAUUAAAUACAAUAUUUAAAAAACGAGCCUGUACCGCCAUUAAGAAGAACAAAAAAAUACACUUUCUUCAAAUAAACUUUUUUAUUCGAUGCCUAGAUUUUGUGUCAUUUUGGAACUACUAAUGAAAUAAAAAAUUUUAGUAUUUGCAUUUGAGUUUUUCAAGUGUAUUGUUGUCAUUGAGUGAAAAAAAGUAUUGUAACGAGUUCCUGUUAAAUAAAUUGAUUUUAAAGCUGAGUAACAAUACUCUUUAUUUCUAACGAUAAAGUUUUUAUUUUUCGAGAUAUUUGAAGUUAAAAAUUUAAAGGUACAGUUAUUUUGAUUACACUUAAAAUGCGAGAUAUGCUCUGUGUUUAUGUACAAGAAAAUUAUUCCUGUCUUGCUGCUCCACAAAGAUAUCUAGAAAUGUUACUGUGGGCUAAUUAGCAAAAUUCACGGAAAAGUUAUUUACCAGUAAUUUUAUUGCUGGAAUCGAAUUAUAAGAUACAAUAUAUUAAUAAUAUAGAUAUGCAAAGUCCUCAGAUAGUGUGCUACUUUUUUUAUAAACAAAAUGGUGCCGACAAAUCGUAUUUUUUUCAAUUAUUGCUCUAUAACUCCGAAGAUUUUACCUUUACAACAAAAACACUCAAAUAAAAAUUCACCGCAAUUAAAUUCUGCAUAGAGAUAUGUUUUUAAUGAUUUGCUCCGACAAAAAUUUUCCUCGGAAAAUGCGGGUUUUCCUAACAAAAACUCUAAUUUUCAAAUAAAGUUUUAGGUAAGUAAUUAUUAAUCAAUAAAUAAAUAACUUAGUGACAUCAAAGCUUUCUUAGUAUAGAUUGUAAUUCCAGAAGUCGGUGAAAAUUAAACGAAUAUUUUAGCAACAAUUCAAUUGUUAAUAAACAAUUUACGAUCGCAAUAAUAACCAAAAUAAUCAUGAUACAUUGAUCAAAUUUAUAAAGAUUAUAAAGAUGAGAUGCUUAUGUAAUAUUUUAUCGACAAAAUAUAAAUUUUUCUUUU